Messenger RNA from Acanthochromis polyacanthus (spiny chromis), 3394 nucleotides. RefSeq names its product REST corepressor 2 (gene rcor2). NCBI's taxonomy places the organism in Eukaryota, Metazoa, Chordata, Actinopteri, Pomacentridae. Bases 226 to 1860 code for a protein of 544 amino acids. Gene Ontology annotation, cellular component: transcription regulator complex; histone deacetylase complex. Gene Ontology annotation, molecular function: transcription corepressor activity. Gene Ontology annotation, biological process: regulation of transcription by RNA polymerase II; negative regulation of DNA-templated transcription. The record is from RefSeq and is a predicted model, not a curated record. The transcript is spliced from 14 exons.
GGCGGAUGUCCACCUCACUCCGGUGCGGGUGUUGUCCGUCUCCCCCGGCUGCUUCCAUCUAUCCGUGCAGUUCACUUCAUUGUAUUGGCCGUGCUCAUCAAUUAAGCCCGUUUUAGGUGCAGUAGUUACCUGCUGGAACUCCGGGGAGGACUAGGAAACCGCGGGCGGGAGGCCGGGAGAAGUUUUUGAGUGCGGGGGAAAGCGGAGAGAGACGAAAACACAGUCAUGCCCUCAGUGAUGGAGCGCUCGGGGGCCGGGGUCCUGUCCAGGAGCAGAGCCAAAACCGUAACCAACGGCAACAGCCAACCACACUCCGAGGAGGAGAGCAGCGACGAAGAGCACGCUCACGACAGCAUGAUCAGAGUGGGAGGAGACUACCAGGCUCAGAUCCCGGAGUUCAAACCAGACAGCCCAGCUCGCUACAACGAGAAGGACCAGAGGAGCAUGCUGGUGUGGUGUCCCAACAGUCAGCUCUCUGAUGCCAUGUUGGACGAAUACAUCCUGAUGGCUAAAGAGAAACAUGGAUACAACAUGGAGCAGGCUCUUGGCAUGUUGUUGUGGCACAAACACGACGUGGAGCGCUCGCUGGCCGACCUGGCAAACUUCACCCCCUUCCCAGACGAGUGGACAGUCGAGGAUAAAGUGUUGUUCGAACAGGCCUUCAGCUUCCACGGCAAGAGCUUCCACCGCAUCCAGCAGAUGCUUCCAGACAAGAUGAUCUCCAGUCUGGUGAAGUAUUACUACAGCUGGAAGAAGACCAGGACCAGGACCUCCGUUAUGGACCGACAGGCCAGGAGGCUGGUCAGCAAGAGGGAGAAAGAUGACAGUAAUGAUGAGGUGGAGGAAGGAGACCCGGGCAGCGACAGCGACUUUGAGAUUGACGCCAAGAAAGAGCAGGCGGUAAAGCAGAACCCGAGCAGCACCACCUCCGAUAAAGCCACCCCCAGUCGCUCUGGACCGGUGAAGAAGGAGAACAUCGGUGCUCAGUACAGACACCACCCGCUCAGAGCCCGUCGCAGGCCGCCCAAAGGGAUGCACCUGGUGCAGGGGGAUAUCAUGUCUCUGUCGGCCUCCCACGAUUCUGGCGUUCUAACCAUACGUCAGCUGGACACGCAGCUGGUUUCACUCAAGAGACAGGUUCAGUCUAUUAAACAGAACAACAGCAGUUUGAAACAGAGCCUAACCGAGGGUGUUGAUACAUUAAAACCCACUGACCCUGCCCCGAAGAUGAACUCUCGUUGGACCACAGAGGAGCAGCUCCUGGCCGUGCAGGCCAUCCGUCGCUACGGUAAAGACUUCACAGCCAUCGCAGAAGUGAUAGGAACGAAGACACCAGCCCAGGUGAGCUCGUUCUUCGUGAGCUACCGGCGCCGCUUCAACCUGGACGAGGUGCUGAGGGAGUGGGCGGCGGAGCAGGUGGCCACCAGCCGAGACCAGAGAGACCCCAGGAGGAGCAGCGAGGAGAUGGCAGCAGCUACAGAUGGAGGCGCAGAGGAGGACGAGGUCAAGAUGGAGGACUCCCCCUCAGACGCCCCCGGUGGCUCCUCUCCCCCCUCCUCCACCCAGACCCCCUCCUCCCUCUCCCAGCCUCCCCCUCUGCUGCGCCCGGCUCCCCCCUCCGCCCCUCCCAGCCUCCUCCGCCAGCCGCCUCCCCUCCAGACCCGCCCGCUGCAGAACCGAGCGCCCCACAACCACCCACCGCCUCCGCUGAUCCGACCCGCCGUCACCUCCUCCUCCACCUCCACCGGGAGCUCCAGCCUCAGGGGCUCUCCACCCACCUCCUCCUCCUCCUCCUCCGCUGCAGUGCAGAUGCCUCCAUCACUGGUCGGGCUCAAAGUGGAGCAGCCCACCUCCCACUGAUACACACAUAUGACACAUAGAAACACACAUAGUAGCAUGCAGACACACACACACACACACACACACACACACACACACACACACACACACACACACACACACACACACACACACACACACAUGAAGCUCCAUCAUCACUUCACGCCUUCACUCCUGGGACCACCACAACAUCUUCUGCUCAGGUCCCAAAGGUGACGCCGAGUGUGAGGAGGACCCCCCCUCAGCGAUCUGAAGCCCCUUUACUGUACGAACACACACCUACCUCCAGCACACGGCUCUGUAACACACACACACACACACACUCACUCACACACACUUCACUGAACAAAGAGACACUGGAUCAUCAAGCUGUUGAAGAAAGCCAUGACCCACCUGCUCGUCUCCAUGGCAACUGCUGAACAUCUGGAUUGCAGAGGAAUGCGGUUGAACACACAGGAACACACUCUGUCUAUAUAAAUAUCUAUACGGUGGGUUCCACUGGACGGCAUCGAGUCGUCCAAACUACUUUCAGGAAACGGAAACGAGAGGAAGAGUCGGCCACGUCUGAGCCAAACCCGCUCCUCCUUUGCUUUAAAGCUUCGCGAUAGAAGCUGCGAGUUCUGGGUUUUUGACGGUUGUUGAUGAAUCUGUCGGUUCCUAAUUGAGCAAAAAAAGAAAAGAAAAAGAAGAGCAGGAGGUGUCGGUCUGCUCUCAGCCAUGUGUUACUAGUAUUAACUGGAGUGAUGUUGCCCUUUUUCUUUUGACUAGACGUUUAAAGGUGGUAGGCGGGUAGUGACUGUAUGUAGUUUAGAUUCUUUAUUCUGAUGAUUUCUGACUGAGCACUGAGGACAUAAAGAGCCUUUUAACACAUGAAGAAGUCCCACCAACCAACGCUGUAGCCUCUCCUCUGUGCGACACGUUGGAUCUACUCCGACAGGUUUGUGUCCACUGGAAGAAAAAAAAGUUCUGCCAAAGUCUGUUAUCGCUUUAAAAGCACACAAGAGUUCCAACGUCCCCGGUCGAGAAAAGUUGCUUGGCAUCGUUAUAAAAGCAUCCAAACCAGCUCCGGUUGGUCAGGAUGUUUGAUUAAUGAACAAAAAUGAAUUUACAAAGAAGCGAUGACGACUCCGAAGCUUCCUCCAGAGGCCAAAGGAGAUCAGAAAGAAGUUAACGAUUAAUUUCGCCAACGAAUCGUCAGGAAAAGCUGCAUUUUUUUGGUCUUGGUCUUGCUUAAUGCAUCCUGAGGUGACGAUUUCAGAACUUCACCAACAAACGACUGAAGCCGUACCUGUCUGUGACACGUUAACUCCUCCUUUCUGUCCUCUUUAUCACUGCCUUUUCACAGACGUUUCUGCAGCUCCGAGUCGAGUCGUUCCGUUUGGCUUUAAAGUGACUUUGCUCGGACUUGUUUUCUUACGUUUGUUCAUUCGUUCCUCAAAAAAAAAAAACCUGCUUGUGUGUAACGUAUGUGAGAAGUUGUUUACAUCGUGGAAACUGAACUGUUUGUGUCUGAGAAAUGUUUUUGUUUUUUUAAGAAUAAAAAAAUGACCAAAUA